AUGGAAUCGAUUUUUGAACCAAUUUCCCAAAUAAUUGAACGAGCAGACCCGAACUCAAAGGAAAUUAUUGAUGAUGUAGUAAAUAAUUUCAUUUCAUCCUUCAGUUUUACGACAAAAUCAUUAGUAUUAGCAAAUAACGAUCCUGAAUUCGCAAGAUUAAUCAAAAACUUAGCAAAAUUAAUGGUUAAGACAAUAAUAAAAGAUGAAAAAUGCAUAGAAUUAAUAAUACUAAAGUUUUUCAUUCGACUUUGUAAAUUACCACAUCUUACCAAGAUAGUAAGUCAAGAAAUAAAUCUUGACCUCUUAAUUAGUAUGCUAUUUAAUGAAGAAUCACUCAAAAAAGAAGCAGUUUAUGCUGAAUACUUUCACUUAAUUUCUCUUUUAACGAUAAAUAAUAUUCCAAUUAUCACAAACAGAUCAACAUUCGAUACAUUAUUCAAAAAUAUAUAUGUAUGCCUACAAGUUCCAGAAAUUCGCUAUUGGGCUUUAAUAACGACAAAUAAUUUUGCAAGAAAUUCUCAACAAUUUAUGUCAUUUUUACGUAUGAACCAUAACUUCAAUCCUUUCAAACGAUUAAUUAAUGAUCUUUUGAUCAGUGAAGAUCGCAAUAUUAUUGGAGCGGCAUUCUCAGCAGCCACAGCUUUAUCACCUAUUACAGAAGAUUUUCAGACAGCCUUCAUUGCAGCACAGAAGCUUUGUGAAUCAGAUAAUCCUAGAGAACUGUUUUUAGCAUCGUUAUCACAAAGUAUUCUACAGAUUGAAAAAGACAAUGGAAUUAGCAGCGCUCUUUAUUGUGCAUUGUUUAUUUCACUUGGAAAAUCAUGCGGUAUUGAUGCAUCUGAAGCAGCAAACGCUUUGACUCAAAUGAAUCCUAUAUAUUGUGAGCAAUUAACAAAAGAUGAAAUAAGAACUUUCAUAAUGAGAUUAAUUAAUAUUCAAGAAGGAUUUGUUUCUUUGGCUCACUGCGGUUUACUUUAUAAGCUUGUUGAUGCAGUUCCAGAAUAUAUCUCAGCGCUAAGAGAUCCAUUUGAUAUCUUUUAUUCAGCAUUACAAAAUUAUAUGAGAUAUGAUCCUUCAAUUACAUCAACAGAAACAUAUAUGUCACUAUUAUAUAUCAUGAGAUUAUUCCUAAAUUCACCCGGAAUCAAAGAUAAGUUACUCGUUUUAUUAACAGAUCAUCAAGAAUAUAUAUUUAGUGAAUUUGAAAGAAGAAUAACCCAAGAAAACUCUGCAUUAUCAGCUUCAUUAUUCCAUUUCUUAAUGGAUUGCUCACUCUUUAUUGGCGGGUGGACUCCAAGAAUCAAGCAAAUAAUAGUUAAUUCUAAAUUUGCCUCAUUAUUGUGUAUCUCAUUAUUAUCAUCAAAUAGUAAGAGAGAGAUAUCAAGUGCUUUAUUAGCAAUGCAAUUAUUACUAACAGAUAAUUCAACACAAUAUAUUUUCUUUGAACAAUUCACAGAUUCUAUUUAUAAGAUGAAUUCGAAAGCGUAUUUUCCCGUUGAAAAUAUUGAAGAUGCUUUGAGAAAAGAGCAAAAAUCUCGUGAAAUUGAAAUAACUGAUUACACAUUAAAGAAUAUAAACUACGAAAAAACAAUUGAAGAACUAAAGAAGAAAUACUAUAUUUCCCAAAAGCAAGUGUCAAAGCUCGAAAACACAAUUCAUGAAUUAAAUAGAGUCAACAAAUUAAAAGACCAAGAUUUGAAAAACAAGGAUAUUUUAAUAAGCGAAUUAAAUAAGAAGAUUGAAGGUUCUGUUAGACAAGUAGCAAAUUCUAAAGAGGAUAAUGCAAAGCUAGCUCAGAAGAUUAAUUAUUACAAGAAGAAAGUUACAAUUAUCAAUGACUGCCUAAAUGAAAACCGGUCUUUGAAGAGUCAAAAUGAAAUUUUAUCCAAGAAGGUUGAUACUAUUUUAACACAAAAUGGAACUUUGGAAGCACAACUUACUAAAUUUAAAGAAGCAUUUGAUCAACAAAAUAAGAAAUAUAUAACAACAGCCAAGAAAACUGCAGACUUAGAAGUUCAAAUUGAAAAGUUAUCCAAGAAGAAUGCAAUUCUUGAAAAAGAUCUCGCUUCAAGUGUUUCCUUGAGCGAGAAGCAGAAGAUAGAAAUUAUUCAAGUAACUUCUCUUAGAGAUGAAUGGAUGGGUAAAUCAACUAAAUUUGAUGAAUUAAAUCAAUCAUUAAUUAAGGAAAAUAAUGAACUUAAAGCAACAAUCGAAUCCAAUAACAGUGUCAUUGAAUCAACAACAAAACAGAUAGAGAUCUUGAAGCAAACAGUUGAGAAUCUAAAGAAAGAGAAUAAGAAACUAUGCGGAUAUGUUACAUUUGAUAAUCGUGUGAUCACGGCCCAAAAGCAAACUGUUGAAAAGAUAUUAACAACAUCGAAAUAA
Molecule: messenger RNA, 2385 nt
Organism: Trichomonas vaginalis G3
Lineage: Eukaryota; Parabasalia; Trichomonadida; Trichomonadidae
Exons: 1
Coding region: 1-2385 (794 amino acids)
Source: RefSeq, a predicted model, not a curated record